This is a messenger RNA of Pangasianodon hypophthalmus (striped catfish), 2182 nucleotides long. It is a transcript of the gene slc2a10, whose product is annotated as solute carrier family 2 member 10. Gene Ontology annotation, molecular function: transmembrane transporter activity. The record is from RefSeq and is a predicted model, not a curated record. The transcript has 6 exons. The coding region runs from base 481 to 1977 and encodes 498 amino acids. Gene Ontology annotation, cellular component: membrane. Gene Ontology annotation, biological process: transmembrane transport. Lineage: Eukaryota; Metazoa; Chordata; Actinopteri; Siluriformes; Pangasiidae.
CAACAUCUACAGCCCUGACUGUGCUGAGGAAUGAUGAAGGAAAGUUUGAAAAGGAUUUUUUUGUAUUUUAAAGACUGAAUCUUGUUUGUUUUUGUGAUGUCGCGCAUCAUGAACAGUGAACAGCGCAGAGAAGUGUAGAUUAAUACAGAAUACAAUUAAAUCAAUCUUUUAUUUAUUCAUUAAACAGAAGAAGAAGAAGAAGAAGAAGAAGCAGCGGUGUGUUUUUCUCUCCAGCUGCUGCAGAUCUGAUGAAGCUCAACACCGAGUUUCAUCUAAAAUAAAACCACUGGAUUAAGGUACAAAUGCAGGUCUGAGCAGCAGAAACUGUCUGGGUGAAGAUUAACAGCUGGAACAGCUGGACUCUGAGGGGAUUUCUUACUGCACUGCGGGUCUGUUGUUCUUCUGAAUGAAACCCUGCUGCGGAUUCAAUCAGUCGCCAUGAAGCUCUGAAGCUCUGAAGCUCCUGAACACACAACCAACAUGGGUUACUCUGUUGUAGCUGUCGCCGCUGCCGUAUCAACUCUCGGAGGUUUGGUGUUCGGCUAUGAACUGGGAAUCAUCUCCGGCGCUCUGCUGCAGCUCCAGGUCCAGUUCCAGCUGAGCUGUGUCCAGCAGGAGGCCGUGGUCAGCUCCCUCCUCAUCGGAGCCGUUCUGGCUUCUGUUAUCAGCGGCUGGCUGAUCGACCGUCACGGCAGGAGGACGUCCAUCUUGCUCAGUAACCUCCUGAUCAUCGGCGGGAGCCUGAUCCUGAGUGUUAGCGUCUCGUUUCCGAUGCUAAUCUCUGGCCGUGUCAUGGUGGGCUUCUCCAUGUGCGUAUCCUCAAUGUCCUGCUGCAUCUUCGUCUCUGAGAUGGUUUCGCCUGAACGCAGAGGUCUGAUGGUCACUCUGUAUGAAGUCGGUGUCACGGUUGGGAUUUUGCUCGCGUACGCAGUCAACUACGUCUUAUCUGGAGCUCAGGACGGAUGGAGGUACAUGUUCGGGUUGGCCGUCGCGCCGUCAUUUGCGCAGUUGGUUUCGAUUUGGGUUCUGCCUUCUCAGCACACGCCGAUCGUACAGCUCCUGAACGAGAGCGGUGAAAAUGGGACUUUAAAUGGAGCACGAACGCAUGAGAAGGUGUACACAAUCGUACAUCUGUUUCAGCGCCGGGAUAACAUGCGCACCAGGACUGCGAUCGGUCUCGGGUUGGUGGUGUUCCAGCAGUUCACGGGUCAGCCCAACGUGCUCUUCUACGCCUCCACCGUCUUUCAGUCUGUGGGAUUCGAGAGCGACGCAUCUGCCGUGUUGGCGUCGCUCGGCCUCGGGGUCAUUAAAGUCAUCGCAACAUUAGCGGCGAUGUUCUGCGCGGAUAAAGUCGGACGGAGGCCGCUUCUGAUUGGCGGAUGCUCUGUCAUGGCUGUCGGUUUGAUGAUUAUUGGAUUCCUGAGCAGACAUUCGGAGUUUGAUGCGGUGAGACACUGCAGCUCUCGUUUAAACAACACCGCGUUACCUGAGACUGGAAAUAACACCGCUAGCGCUGGACGUUUGGACGCGACUGCACUUCCUCACGACGCAGGAAAGUUUAAUUGGAUUAUUCUGUUCUGCAUGAUGGCUGUUGUCGCCGCCUUCUCCAUGGGCUUCGGUCCAAUGACGUGGGUCGUGCUGAGUGAAAUUUUCCCAGCAGAUGUGCGAGGACGAGCGUUUGCCUUCAGCAGCUGCUUUAACUGGACGGCCAACCUGAUCGUCACCUUCUCCUUCCUCAACGUGAUAGAUGUGAUGGGUCUUUCCGGAACGUUCUUCGCGUACGGCGUGAUCGCAGUAGCAGCCGUCGUUUUUAUCUACCUCCUUCUACCAGAGACUAAAGGCAAAGCGCUGCAGGACAUCGACAGGGAGCUGUGCCAAAGACGAUUUCCUCACAGAGAAGAAUUCUGCAGUGUUUUCCAGAGAAGACGAUUUUCACCCGGAUAUCACAGAGUCUCCUGGACGAGUUCAUCGAUAUAACGUUCAAAAACCUGAAGUUUUAUUUUAAUGUGAUAAAAUGAGCUGAUAACGAUGAUAACGAGGUGAUAAUCAUGUGGAACGUGUUGACAGAAAAUCUUUGAAGUUUUUAUUGUAAUAAAGUUCAUGAUGCAGUUUUUUUGGUCUUGAUCUGUUUACCAGCUGUUUAAUUUUUUUUUCUUCCCUCCACUUUUUUUGUUAAAUUAUU